Molecule: messenger RNA, 1609 nt
Organism: Medioppia subpectinata
Lineage: Eukaryota; Metazoa; Arthropoda; Arachnida; Sarcoptiformes; Oppiidae
Source: the annotation of a GenBank genome assembly
AUGCCAAGGGGACAAAUCGCCAAAACAAUCCGAGAGAUCACUAAAAUAGUUCAGGAUGUGCUCAAAGAGGUGGAGGUCCAGGAGCCCAGAUUCAUAUCCAGUCUCACCGAAUGCAACGGUCAUUACGAAGGUCUGGAAGUGAUAUCGCCCACAGAAUUUGAAGUAGUCUUAUAUCUGAACCAAAUGGGAGUUUUCAACUUUGUCGAUGACGGCUCACUGCCGGGAUGUGCUGUCUUAAAGCUAUCGGAUGGCAGAAAACGGUCGAUGUCUUUAUGGGUUGAGUUCAUAACAGCGAGCGGUUACUUAAGCGCACGUAAAAUACGGUCUCGAUUUCAAACAUUAGUGGCUCAGGCCUGCGAUAAGAGUAGUUAUCGGGAUUUGGUUAAAAUGAUAGCCGACACCAGCGAAGUGAAGCUCAGAAUCAGAGAGCGAUAUGGCUUUGACCUCCUCAGCAAAGAGUGUGUCUCACUUCAGGGAAAGCAAAGUUCAAUGGAAGGCGACGCUUGGGUUCUCAGCUUUCUUGAGGCCGAAAAUCGAUUGCUUCAGGGCGGAUGUCGUAAAAAAUGUCUUUCAAUACUGAAAACACUGCGCGACCGUCACUUGGAUCUGCCGGGACUGCCUAUCAAUGCCUAUCACUUGAAAACAUUAUUACUAUACGAGUGUGAGAAACACCCGCGAGAGUGUGAAUGGGAUGAGGUUUGUCUCGGAGACCGCAUCAACGGAAUACUACUCCAACUCAUAUCAUGCCUCCAGUGUCGGCGCUGUCCCCACUAUUUCUUGCCUAAUUUGGACUUAUUUCGGGGCAAAUCUCACAGCUCACUUGAAAACGCAGCGAAGAUGACGUGGAGACUCUGUCGAGAACUGCUAACUAAUUCAAAAUCAUUUGAUAAACUAUAGGAUUAAGAGCUCAUUAAGAGGACCACUGAAAGCAAAAUGUUUUUUAUGAAUUUAUUUAUAAUUUAGAUCUCGUUAUUUUAAAUUUAUAUAAUGUAUUGAUAACAUGUGUGAAUGUAUUUUUUAUUUGUAUUUUUUCCUCUUUUUAUAUACAAUUUUGUUGAAACAAUACACAUAAAAUCUGAGCCCAUAUUCAUUGUAUCCAAAAUUAUACAGUAUUGGAAAACGAUAUUAAUAUAAAGCAAUCGGAUCUUAAGAGAUGUGUUGCUCACGUUUUUAUGUUAAAUUGUAUGGGAAAGGGAGGGACGGAACACAUAUUUCAAUAUGAAUUGGUCCGAAAAACAUUCAAUGAUUUUAUAGCUGUCAGCCAUAUAUUUGAUAGUUUGCUAAAAAUACGGACAAAAUAAUAAAUUUUACUAAAAUUGAUUUCAUGUAUAAGAAUCUGUAUGUUUAGUGACGACCAAAAUGUGUAAAAAGUUUUUAUGUGAGAAGCAGUCAGUAGUCAAUCGGAGAAAGUAGUCUUUAUUUCUCUCUUAUAGCCUCUAAUCUAAAACAAUUACUUCGCUAUUACUGUAUGUUUGGCCCGAAGGCCAGUCUUUUUUCAAUUUGUUAUAAAAAUACACAAAACAAACAUUUCUUUUUAUUUACAUAAUAUUUAUAAAUAUAUAUAUUUCUGUAUAUUUAAGGAGCAAAUUGUAAAAUUUAUUCACUAGAG